AUGGAAGAACUGAAGCGGCGUCGAGGAGGAUUGAGGAGUGCUCUUUCUCGCUCGAUCAAUGGAGCAUUGGAGAAGCUCACCGAAGCAGAUCUUCAGGAGGAAGAAAUCGAGGUCCUGACUGCACAGCUAAAGAAGAAACUGGAGAAGUUGGAGGCAGUGGACGCAGAACUGGAGGUCCUCUGGACAGAACAAGAACUCGAGGCCGAACAACAAGAAAGCUUUGAAUAUAAUCCGGAGUUGAACCUAGUCAAAUUCAACGGGCAACGAAAGGACUGGAUGGCAUUUUGGGAACAGUUUCGGCAAGUCAUUCAUGACAAUGGGAGGCUUUCCGUUUGCGAGAAGUUCAGCUACUUGAGGUCAGCUCUCACUGGGGAAGCUGCAGCAGCAAUAUCUGGACUGCCACCUACAGAAAGGUGUUACAAUGACGCACUUGAAAUUUUGAAAGGUCGUUACGGGAAUGAAGCCCUGCAAAUAGAGGACCACAUGACGAGGCUCAUGGGAUUACAACCAGUCAGGUCCCACCAGGAUGCAAAGGGUCUCAGGAAGCUCCAUGACGAGCUGUCAUCGCAUACAAGAGCUCUGAAGGCAUUAGGAGUCUCGGAGGAGUCGUUUUCGUCAAUGUUGUACUCCCUAAUGCUUCGCCUGAUACCACAAAGCAUCGUUGUGGAAUUCAACAGAAGGAUGCUGGAGGCAGAAGAUGGAUCUCCAGAGGAAGGGGGAUCUCGAGAGGAGACGCCCAACGGACAAGGUGACAGAGAAAAUCCAUCACCUUCCAGCGGGGAGCACGUCGCUAAGUUACGUAAAUUCAUCAAGUUCCUACGAGUGGAGGUAGAAUGCUUGGAAAGAACGCUUACUGCUCAAGGAACAAGAAAAGAUACAGGAGAUGGAUUUCCAAAAAUGAAAGGCGCUCGAAAGCAGCGUACAAAGGGAUCAGCGAGACUGUCGUCAGCAGCAGCACUAGUCAACACUACAGAUCAGCUGUCGGAUUGUUUCUUUUGCAAGUCACGGGAUCACCGGACCACGGAGUGCGACACACGGAUGUCACAGGAUGACAAGCUGCGAAGGCUGCAGGAGGCAGGACGAUGUUUCCGAUGCACCUGGCCAAACCACGUAUCGAGGAAAUGUUGGAGGAAGGUGAAAUGCGGUAAGUGCCAAGGAAGGCACGCGGCUUCGGUGUGCAAUCAUCGUAGAGGAGAUGAAGAGGUGAUUCAAGACCGCGCAGCGGAUGGAACAACUCAACUGAGUUUAGAGCUGUUGAACGAAGAUUAUGCUCCUACGACUGUUUUGCAGACCACAGUUGCUUGGUGCAAAGGGGAAAAGGAGCAACGGAAAUGUAAGGUGAUGUUCGACACCGGCAGUCAACGCUCGUUCGUGACCAAGCAGAUCGCCCAGACGCUCCACUGCAGGACGGUGGGAGAAGAGACUGUAAAAGUAGGAGUGUUUGGAGGGCAAGAGGAAGAGCGGCUAUAUAGACGAGUUCGACUGAAACUGCAAAGUAUAUACAACGAGAACGAGUACGACCUGGAAGUCCUGAAAGCCAAGGACCAGCAAGUUCUCAUCGGCACAGACGUGUACUGGGAUCUGGUGACAGGAGAAGUGAUCAGGUUAGGACGAGCACUGAGAGCAGUAGAGACGCGGCUGGGAUGGACAGUGCACGGGGCUACUUCAGAAGCGGGAAGGAGUCACGAGUCCAAUCAAGCACUGGUACUACGAGUUUCUGCUAAUCAGGACCAGCAGGAUAACUACGUGCAGAAGUUUUGGCAACUGGAAGCAAUUGGAGUCGCACCAGAAACCGAAAAGAGUGAAAGCGAUAGUGCACUGCGGCGGUUCGGCGAAACGGUGACUUUGAACGAGGGACGCUAUGAGGUAUCACUUCCAUACAAAGCCGUAGGGAACUUGGACAGCAACGAAGAGAUUGCGCUGAAGAGGCUGGGCCAACUAACCAGAAAACUGUCAAAAAACGAAGAACUCAUGAACAGAUAUGAUGAAGCCAUACGCAUGUAUAGUCAAAAUAACAUGGCGGAGAGAGUACCGGCGAAGAGCGGGGAGGUCGUCUACUAUAUGCCUCACCAGGCGGUACUGAGAGAGACGAGUAGCACUACCAAAUUGAGAGUGGUGUUCGACUGCUCAUCAAGUAAUGGAAGCACGAAGUCCCUCAACGACUGUUUGGAAGUCGGGCCUAAUUUAAACCCGGAUGUAGUGGAGCUAAUGAUCAACUUCCGAAUCAAUAAGGUGGCUUUAGUAGCGGAUGUGGAGAAAGCCUUUCUGCAAAUACAAGUGAAGGAGGACGAUAGGGAUGCUCUCCGCUAUCUCUGGUAUGAAGGAAAGCCACAAAAAGGAAGCCCGCUACCGAAAGUAGAACAUUGGAGAAUGACAAGGGUACCCUUCGGCACAACGGCGAGUCCUUUUCUGCUGGCGGCGACAUUACGACAUCAUUUUAAGGUCAUGGAACAAGAAUACCCUGAUACCGCAAAAAUGCUGGGAAAGCACAUAUACGUGGAUGAUCUGGUGACUGGGGCGAAUGAUGCAAAAGAGGCAAUCAAGAUUGCGAAAGACUCAACAGAGAUCCUACAACGUGCGAACAUGAAGUUGCACAAGUGGCCAUCAAACGAUAAAAGCGUGCUGGAGUUCCUGAGAGAAACAGACAUGUUGACGUUUUCUGUCGAUGGAGUUUGGAACAUGUACCAGGCAACUGGGGCCACCAAACGACUUGUGCUACGAAUUACAGCACGGAUAUUUGAUCCACUUUGGAUGUUGGCACCGUUUACUAUCCGUGGAAAGGCAAUAUUUCAGGAGCUGUGGAAGCUAAAGGUCGGAUGGGACGACCCUUUGCCUGCGCAGUCGCAAGUAUCCUGGAGCCAGUGGGGUUCGAACUGUAUCAUCUUCAAGAGGUUCAAUUACCAAGCCAAGCUGAAGAAACGGAGUGGGGAAGGUGGACCUCUCGGCUCAGAAGAGGUACGAGAAGACGAAAAUUAUUGUCUGAAGAUCGUGCAGCAGAACGCGUUUCAUGCAGAAAUAGCCAGCGGUUCAGAGCCAAAGACCGUCGCCUGCGAAAUCGCCCCUACAAGGGUACAGUCUGUUUUGGACGGCGAAGGGAUCCUCAGGAUGACUGGCAGAUUACAAGAAAGCGACCUACCCUACGCUCAAAAGCAUCCUAUUGUGCUACAAAGCAAGACCCUUACUCUGAAGCUAUCAUCAGAAAGUGCCAUUUGGAUGUGUUACACGGCG
Molecule: messenger RNA, 3228 nt
Organism: Ornithodoros turicata
Lineage: Eukaryota; Metazoa; Arthropoda; Arachnida; Ixodida; Argasidae
Exons: 5
Molecular function (GO): nucleic acid binding; zinc ion binding
Source: RefSeq, a predicted model, not a curated record